AUGCAUGAUUCCAACAGAACCACGAUGGUUGCCCAGUUCAUCCUGGUGGGCUUCUCCAGCUUGGGGGAGCUCCAGCUGCUGCUGUUUAUGGUCUUCCUUCUCCUGUACCUGACCAUCCUGCUGGCCAACACCACCAUCAUGGCCGUUAUCCACUGUAGCCGGACUCUGCACACUCCCAUGUAUGGUUUCCUCUUCAUUCUCUCUUUUUCUGAAUCCUGCUACACAUUUGUCAUCAUCCCUCAGCUGCUGGCCCACCUGCUCUCGGCCAUCAAGAGCAUCUCCUUUGCGGCCUGCGCCACCCAGCUCUUCUUCUUCCUUGGCUUUGCCUGCACCAACUGCUUCCUCAUCGCCGUGAUGGGGUAUGAUCGCUAUGUGGCAAUCUGCCACCCUCUGAGGUACACACUCAUCAUGAACAAAAGGCUAGGGUUGGGGUUGGUUUCCCUGUCUGGAGUCACGGGUUUCUUCAUUGCUUUGGUGGCCACCAACCUCAUCUGUGACAUGCCUUUCUGUGGCCCCAACAGGGUCAACCACUAUUUCUGUGACAUGGCACCCGUUAUUAAGUUAGCCUGCACAGACACUCAUGUGAAGGAACUGGUUCUCUUCAGCCUCAGCAUCCUGGUGAUCAUGGUGCCUUUCCUGCUGAUUCUCAUCUCCUACGGCUUCAUCGUUAACACCAUCCUGAAGAUCCCCUCAGCUGAGGGAAAAAGGAAGGCCUUUGCUACAUGUGCUUCCCACCUCACGGUGGUCUUUGUGCAUUACGGCUGUGCCUCCAUUAUCUACCUGAGGCCCAGAUCCAAGUCUGCCUCCGACAAGGAUCAGCUGGUGGCGGUGACCUACACUGUGGUGACUCCCCUGCUUAACCCCCUUGUCUACAGUCUGAGGAAUCAGGAGGUGAAGACUGCCCUCAAAAGAGUCCUGGGAAUGCCUGUGGCAACCAAGGUGGUCUAA
Messenger RNA from Lutra lutra (Eurasian river otter), 948 nucleotides. RefSeq names its product olfactory receptor 10T2. The transcript has a single exon. Gene Ontology annotation, molecular function: olfactory receptor activity; G protein-coupled receptor activity. Gene Ontology annotation, biological process: G protein-coupled receptor signaling pathway. The coding region runs from base 1 to 948 and encodes 315 amino acids. Gene Ontology annotation, cellular component: membrane. The record is from RefSeq and is a predicted model, not a curated record. NCBI's taxonomy places the organism in Eukaryota, Metazoa, Chordata, Mammalia, Carnivora, Mustelidae.